CUCCGAGGUGAGUAGGUAAGCAGCGGCUAGUGGUGCAGGAGUGCGAGGGGGGAGAGCAAAUCAGCAGCUAGCAAGUUGCAAUGGCUGCUCAGGGAAGAGGCAGCGGUGCAGCAGUGGUCCUUGCGGCGGCGGCGGCGCUUGUCCUCUGCGUGCUCCUCCAGGAGGCCCGGGUCGCCGAGUCGGCGGUGUUCACCGUCGGCGACCGUGGCGGCUGGAGCUUCAGCUCCAACAGCUGGACCAACGGCAAGCGCUUCAAGGCCGGGGACGUCCUGGUGUUCAAGUACGACUCGUCGGCGCACAACGUGGCGGCGGUGAACGCGGCGGGGUACAAGGGCUGCAGCGCUCCCCGGGGCGCCAAGGUGUACAGCUCCGGCAACGACCGCGUCACCCUCGCCCGCGGCACCAACUACUUCAUCUGCAGCAUCCCCGGCCACUGCCAGUCCGGCAUGAAGAUCGCCGUCAACGCCGCAUAGCAUGACAUGAUGCAUCAUCUAGUACGAGCUCCUAUUUUAUUAUUACCUGAUCAUGGUGAUGAUUAACUCUUUGAGUGUGCCUUAUAUAUAAAUCUGCUUUUGCUAUUACCAUAUAGUAUGUAGUGCGUGCAUAAAGGUCGCCGGUUCAGAGUCGUGCUUGAUGAUCGAUUAUUGUCAGUUGCGUACUUUGCAGUGGCGUGUGUGAACUGUAAGUGGGUGUAGAAUGGAUUUUCUCUGUACACACACAUCAUGAUUGUGCUUAAUACGUUCGUGUUCGUGUAAACUAGCUAA
Messenger RNA from Panicum hallii, 764 nucleotides. Its product is annotated as basic blue protein-like. Lineage: Eukaryota; Viridiplantae; Streptophyta; Magnoliopsida; Poales; Poaceae. The record is from RefSeq and is a predicted model, not a curated record. Gene Ontology annotation, molecular function: electron transfer activity. The transcript has a single exon. Gene Ontology annotation, cellular component: plasma membrane. The coding region runs from base 81 to 473 and encodes 130 amino acids.